UUGACGUCCAUCAUGGAGUUUAGCAAAACACAUCAUGCUUUUCGUGAACGCUGGGCCAGGACAGAUGACAACAUGUGCAAAAACAGCAUGUCCUUUCACCUGCACAAUACUCUGAGGCAGGAGUUCUUUGCCAGCUACCUUUACCUGCUGGAGCAGAUUCCCUUGGUGAAACUGUAUGCUGUAACCUGUGAAUACAUCAAAGGAGAGAAACAGUUCUACUACAGGGCCCAGAACUUCUACAAAGAUGUAGAAGCAUCAGAGGAGGGCAUGUUGGGAGGAUUUGUGGAGAUCUCAGAGAUAGACCUAGAAAGUUCCAGACAGUUCCUAAAGAAGUUCCUGGGUCCAGGGAAGGCUGAUACUAAACGAGCGCUGGACUGUGGCUGUGGGAUUGGCCGGGUGUCUAAAGGAGUGCUGUUCCCUGUAUUUGAAACGAUGGAGAUGCUGGACAUGAUGGAGGAAUUCAUUCUCCAUGCACAUGAGUGUUACUUGGGUGAUUAUGCUGACCGGGUGGAGACCUACUACCUUGACAUCCUGCAGGAUCUCAUCCCUCCACCCAACAGAUAUGACGUCAUCUGGAUGCAGUGGGUUGCCUGUCAUCUAACUGAUAAAGAUCUGAAGGAGUUCUUAAUGCGAGCAAAAGAGAGCCUGAGGCCCAAUGGCGUAAUCAUCAUAAAGGACAACAUGGCACGGCAGGGCUGCAGACUGGAUCCUGUUGACAGCAGCAUCAUCCGCCACCUGGACAUCAUGAAAUGUGUCAUCCAGGAGGCUGGUCUUACCAUACUGGACAUGGAGAGGCAGGAAGGCUUCCCUGAUGUCAUUGUGCCUGUGUGGAUGAUUGCCAUGCAGUGA
Messenger RNA from Trichomycterus rosablanca, 849 nucleotides. It is a transcript of the gene ntmt2, whose product is annotated as N-terminal Xaa-Pro-Lys N-methyltransferase. The record is from RefSeq and is a predicted model, not a curated record. Gene Ontology annotation, molecular function: N-terminal protein N-methyltransferase activity. Gene Ontology annotation, cellular component: cytoplasm. The transcript is spliced from 4 exons. The coding region runs from base 13 to 849 and encodes 278 amino acids. Gene Ontology annotation, biological process: N-terminal protein amino acid methylation. Lineage: Eukaryota; Metazoa; Chordata; Actinopteri; Siluriformes; Trichomycteridae.